This is a messenger RNA of Drosophila obscura, 2359 nucleotides long. Its product is annotated as pre-mRNA 3' end processing protein WDR33. The record is from RefSeq and is a predicted model, not a curated record. NCBI's taxonomy places the organism in Eukaryota, Metazoa, Arthropoda, Insecta, Diptera, Drosophilidae.
CCCGAGGCGUUCUCUUACGCAAUAUUCGUGGAUAGCUGAAGCAGAAACCUUUACACUUUCAUUGACUUUGGGUCGUCUGUUCUAUUCGUGUUAAUCAUAUGUAGGCGCGCGACAUAGCUAAUUAAGAGACAAAGAGUUUGUUCUCUGCUAAUUUUUCUCUUUUCAAGCCACAUUGUUGGAACGAGUUGUAAAGUCGAACAAUCGCCAACAAUGAAUAUGUUCUUCAAACAUACGUAAAUAUGUUCAUACAUAUAUACAUAUAUACGGAUAAACGGUAGACAUUUUGAGUAGACAAAAAUUUACAUAAGCUAAAAGAAUAUCAAUAGAUAGCAUCAUUUGACUAAGUUUGCAUAUUUCUCUAGAGAUUUGCGAUGAUUUCUCAAUGGACAUGAUAUAACGGUUCUAAUGAAUCUAGAUUAAUGAAAGUGAUUUAAACAAAGUAUUCGUAAAAGAUAGCGACCCCAUAUGGUAUAAAAGUGACAGAUUGAGCAGGGAAAGGCAGCAGAUGCGUUUCAACCAUGAAGCUGUUUAUAACGGUCUUCAGCCUAAGCUUGGCCUUCAGCCUGGCAAGUGCGAAGAAAGCGGACCAAGAGACCGGAAGACUAAUAACUAUCCAAUCACCGGCCCCGGCUCCGGCGCCGCCUCCACAGCAGAGUGUCAUUUAUAAGCUCCCUCCUCAGCACUACUACCCGCCGCCACCGCAGCCACAGCACUGCAACUGUCCGCCUGGACCCCCUGGACCACCAGGCGCCCCAGGAGCGCCUGGUCCAGCCGGCCCACCAGGCGCAAAAGGCCACAAAGGCGAAAAAGGCGAUCGAGGAGAAAAGGGGCAGAAAGGGCACUAUGGGAUGCCCGGUCCUCCUGGGCUUCCCGGUCCAAUAGGCCCACCUGGCCCUAGCAAGCCAUCAUCAAGCGAUCAUCAUCAUCACCAUCAUCCACCGCCAGGACCCAGCCCGCCUGUGCCGCCUCCUCCGCCACCACAUCACCAUCACCAUCCCUAUCCUUAUCCACCAAUACUGCCCCAACCACCAAUAAUAAUAUCCCCCAUUCUCCGCCACCGCCUCCGCCCACCACCACCGCCCUACAAAGGAAACCAUCAUCAUCACCACAAGGGAUCUAAAGGACCCCCCGGGCCCCCGGGGCCACCAGGAACGGGACCGCCAGGACCUCCUGGGCCUCCAGGAAGUUCGCCUCAUCAUCAUCAUCCACAUCCUUAUCCACCGCCCCCGCCGCCGCCACCACCGCCGCCACCGCCGCCGCCACCUUAUCCUUACCCACCUUCAGGGCCAUACCCACCUUCAGGGCCAUACCCGCCUUCAGGGCCAUACCCUAUCCCACCGCAAAUCCCAUGGUUCCCUGUGCCUGUGCCUGUACCCUGGCCCUCAAAGGGCCACAAAGGUGACAAGGGUUCGCAUGGUCACAACCACAACAAGGGAGGAGAUCAUCAUCACAACCCCCACAAGGGAGGAGAUCAUCAUCACAACCCCCACAAGGGAGGAGAUCAUCAUCACAACCCACACAAGGGAGGAGAUCAUCAUCAUAACCCCCACAAGGGAGAAGAAGAUCAUCAUCAUCAUCAUCCACCAUCCCAUUGGCCACACUAUCCCCCCAAUGGAGGACAUAAAGGUGAACACCCUUCCCCGCCGUACGGAGGUGGACACAAGGGAGAUCCACACGACCCGACACAUGGAGGGCACAAAGGGGAUCAUCAACACUCUUCUUUCCCGCCGUAUGAUCACCACCACCACGGAAAUAGCGGACAUAAUCAUAGCCAUUCACACAAUCACGGGGGACAUAAUAAUCAUGGCCAUAAUAACAACUUUAAAAGUCCCAAUCAAAACGACAACGAAAGUGAAGAGCAUUACCCGCGAGAUGGUCUGGAUGCAGAUGCUGAGGUAGAGGUACAGGAAGACUUCAUCGAGAAUCUUAAUCUUAUUGACGAAAGUAAACAGGACUCGGCUGAGAUCGAAGAAUCUAUGCACAUCGAACCGACUGAAUAUGAAGAGUAUUCCGAGGAUACUGGCUAUAUCAGCCAUGAGAACAACACACUGGACCUAAACGAUGCAACUUCCUCAGUCGAAGAAAUUAGUGAGGAUGUAUACGGAAGUGCACCAAGCAAUGUUGAAAUGGACGGAGAUGACGAGGUGAUGGUUGAACCUAUUUUAGAGGAUCAAAUCGAGAUCGAAAACUUUAAUGACGAUAACCAGUCCAUUGAGACUGAUCCUGCGGAAGAGCGAAGCAUCAAACGACCAAUUAUCUUAGCUAUAGGAACCCCACGAAACCCAUUUCACCUGUACGCAUAUGAUCACUACAACCCAUGAGCCUGCCGAAAAUUCGAAGGUUACCGAAAAUAAAUAUU